UUUUAUUUUUUUUUAAAUGCACUGCUUUCAGUGCAGCUACCAUAACGCCUAUACUAUUUAGUGGAGCUCAUUUAAUGGGACGGGAAAGUACAGCUUUGUCUUGAGUGUGUAGCGCUCUGUGGCUUAAUCUAGUGUUGCUGUAGGUGUGCGCAGUGGGGCAGUGAGUGUGCAUUGGCCGCAGGAUGAGGAGCGCAGUGAGGCUGCUGGUGCUCGGGUUCUAUCUCGGGUUCCCUGUCAGAGCAGCCAGCCAUGCUGAGUGUGAAGGUAGUGAGCUCUGUGCAUGCCUUCCCUGGGCGCAGCUGGCAGCACGUGGAAUCCCUGCCUCACUGUGGGGAGAAAACUAAAAAAAUUAACUAUUUAAUAACCCUGUGCACAGUUAAUCAUGGAGGGAUUAUAUCGGUAUUCUCAGUCACCAUUAAAUAUUUUCUUCCACUCAGUAACUGUAAAGGAAUAGUGCCAUCAACAUAACUAUUGUAUGCUGCAGUAGUUAUGGUGCUAGGAGGCUGCAGUUACUCAGCCACUGAGCAAGUUUAACCAAAACAAUGGGUUCCAGACCCUUCUCUCAAGUAUUACUAAUGAGAAGUUUCCCGUGCACAUUAGAAGUAUCAGUUUAUUUAAUAUCUGGCUGAGUGUGUUAGUCUUAGUGAUUUGCAGUUUUGGUCCAACAAAACGAACCAAGAAAUGGCUUUAGAAUUACUACGGCCACAUGUUGUAGUUUUGGUGGUUAGACUAUCCCUUUAAUGCUUCUUGCUACAUGUAUGCUGCUCAUCAGCAUGAAUAAUGUGAAAGAAGUUGAAAAAAUAUAGUCAUCUGUCAUGCAGAAUGCACGUGCUUGUUUUUAUUAUCUUACUAAUGCUAAUGUUCCAUCGUAAUUCACAGUGGUGCAUAAUUCAUAUUAUACAGCAAUUUUAAAGGCAAAAUAAAUAAACUUUGUUAUUAGUAUUUAUAAAGCGGCAACAAAUUCUGCAGCACUGUACAGCGGGUGGACUAACAGACACGUAUUUGUAACCAGAUGAGUUGGAAAACCGGAACAGAGACGGUUGAGGGCCCUGCUCAAAUGAGCUAACAUUCUAGAUGCAGUAGGGUAAAGUGAUACAAAAGGUACUACAGGGUAGAACAAAUUCCCCUUCAUGCUUUUACAGUGAGUGUGUUAGGUUUAGCAAUCAGUCCAAGGACUGGCCAUCGUCUGACAUUUUAUGAAGAGGUCCUAUGGACCGCAUAAUUACAUUUAUAUUCCCCUCAAGUGCCAUACAAUGGUAAGGGAAUGUUAGAGCAGGUCUUCUCUAUUUAUUUGUAUAUGAGUUGUGUUUAAUUUUUUUUUUAAGGAAACUUGGCAGACUCUUUGUCUUGAAGGAGCUAAAUGCAAAACACACCAACUCACUCAUACAUUGGAAUGAGAUUACAAACUAAAGUUUGGCUGUGGCUGAAUAAGUGUCAAAACAGAUGUCGGUAGAGUUUUAGUUACAGUGAGUAGGUUAUAGCAUUGCCUUUGUAGUGCCAUCAAGCCUUUCCAAGGAUACUUUGAGAGUUACAGAAAAUUAUUACUAUACAUGCAUUUAUGUUUCAAACAUUUAGCUUUUUUUUCUUUUUGGUGGAUAUUGCAUUUUGCAUGAAAUAAAAUGUUUGUUUAUUUUGUCUGACAGUCUGAUGUGUUUUAUUUUUAUGUAUGGAGUGAUGUAUAUGUCACAUAACCGGUUUGCAAAUAUUACUCACAGCUUAUCUGUCAUGGUAUACAUGUCUGUUUACACUUAAAUGGACACACAAAGCACCCAAUACUUAGACCACUUCAUCACAUUAAAGUGUUCUGGGUGCAGUGCCCUUGUUCCUUUGCAGUUUUUAUGAAACUGCAAUAUUUACAUUAAAGUGUAAAGAGUGACUCUGGUGUCUACCUACCAGACAACCACUUGAGGCAUUCCCUGCAGUUUCACAGAGUUUGACACUAUGAAACAAUGCUGGGUGUCCUCCUGCUGUGCGGGAAGUCCAGCGUCUAGAAAAUCCUCAUAAGAAAAUAUUGGGGGAAGGAGGUAUGCACAUGGUCAUCAGGUUACCCCCCCCCCAACUGUGGAGGAAGAGCGCAAUUCGGUGAUGGAAUCAGGUAAGUGUAAAAACUGUAUUUUGAUCCCCUGUAAUUUGCAAUGGGGGUGGCAGAGGGCACUAUAGUGUUAGGAAAACAGUUUUUUAUUACUGACAUUAGUUUUACUUUGAGUUAUAGAAGAAACUAUUUAUAUACAUUGUACUAGCAUAAUUGCUACAUUUGGUCAUUAAGUUCACUGGGCACAAAGUGCUAUGUAGUACUGACUGCAUGUAUUGUAGUUGAUGUGAUUAUGAAUUGAAGCUAGCUAGAUCUUUUGCUGCAUAUUAGCUAAUAUUUUUCUCACAUCUUUUGUUUAAAAUGCAUCAUUACCAGGCACACCCUUAACUUUUGGGGGCCCAUGGCAAGGAUGUUUGUGGGUGUCCUCCUUUAAGGGUCCAACAGGCCUUGAAUAUUCCAAAGGCUGAGCAGGAAUAAGUGGUGCUAUUCCACUCAAAGGUCUUUCAGUGCCCUCUUACAACUCUCACCAGAAUCAACAAGCAGCCAUUCUGUAAUAUUAGAAUGCCCAUGCUAUAAGAGAACAGGACUCCAUUUCUAAUGUAACAAAUUAUACUGACAGAUUGUGUUUUCUUGAAUGAAUAAAAGCUAGCACAUUCUGAAACUUCUAAGCAAAUGUAGGGCUAGAUUAUCUCUGAAGGUUUUACAACCUCCUACCACACUAACGACUAAGAACUACUAAUAGUAUUUAAUAAAAAGUGACUCUAUAUUCUAAAAACUACAAAAGAAAUGUGUCCAAAACAUUAAAAAAUAAUAAUAAUUUGUAGAUUGUAGUCUUUUAAUUAGAGUUCUAAAAUUGUUUUGCAAACAGGGUAUUUAGUAAAGUGAGAAUUUCAAUUUUAAGGCCAGAGUAGCUGACUUUCUCUAGUUUAGCUAUUGUGACACCCGUUUGAAAUUCACAUGUUCUUGUCUAUGCUAUUGUCACUACAUUAUUAAAACAUGCUGUGCAUAACUGGUGUCCAGGGCUUUCUCAAAGCAUUUCUCAAGUCUGGCAUAAUGUCAAAAGAAGUCACACAAUAUCUACCAAAAUUCAUACAUCUACUUUACACUGCUUAAUUUGUUGUGAUGCUUCAUGUGUAGAAAUCUGUAUUUAUCAUACCAGAUUGUAAUGUAAAAGGUAGAACAUGCACAAAUAAUGUAUGGAGAUUAAAAGUGAAAGAAUACCUCUUUAUUCGAUAUUGCAGAGCUGAAAUAAAAUAAUUAUUGAUGAUUCAUAGCACUGAUGUCGUGUCUAACAAGUCCAUUAUGCUGGCCAUCAGAACAUCAGAAGUGUUUCAUACUAAAGCGAUAGGAAUUCAAAGGGAAUUUCAAAUUUAAGGUGAAACUGAAAAUAUUUCUUCAAGUCAGCUAUGCUUCUGUUUUGGCUACUGCGGCAUUAAAUUUGAAAUUCAUCUGACUAAAGUUAAUUUUAAACUUUAGACCAAAACCCCGAACAGGAAGCACAUCUGAUUUUGAUAUUUUUUUUUUCCAAUUCAGCUUUUUGGCCCUUAUGUUUUAUAUUCACAUGGAAUUCUCACUUUCACUGGGAUAUUUACUAAACACCAGAUAAUGUCUGAAUGGAUAAAAUCUGGUGAAAAUACCAUUGCUGGCCAGACGUAGAAAAGGCCCAAUCCCUUUAUAUAAAUAUUAGGGCCCUCAUCAUCAACUCCAGGAUUUUGCAGUCCAAAUGGGCCCCGUAUGCACCUGGAUGGUUUUGUUCUAUUUGGACCUAAGUGAACAACCCUGUUAGUAUAUAAUCCUGCAAAUGUAACAUAUACAAAAUGUGCUCCAUUCCUUAACCAAUGACUGUCACUGUUGGGUCAUAUCGCACCAAGAUAAUUUCCCUCUGUAUUAUGUCAUUUUUAGUGCAUGACCCCAACCUGAUAAUUUGUCCGGUGGGUGGGGCUCAGUGUAAAAGAAAAUGUAUUUUUUAAGACGUAUACUAAUUUGGCAAAGCUCAAGCUACAACCAUUUUAAAGUCUGACCAAGCUCUGAACCAAAUAGCCAGACAAAGUUCAGAACAUGUGCAAACACUGUGCAUGGCAAACCUCACCAUGUGAAGGAGAGUGGUGUGUCUUUGCACAUACAUAUGUUAAAAUACAGCAGAAUUCAUUUACACUUAAACAUGGAUGAUGGAUGCUGGCUCUGUAUUGUAAUGGCAUGCUCCAAAGUUACAUUGAGGCAAGCAGAGAGAUUUAAGGUUUAGGGCAGAUCAGGUAGACCCCAAUAAUGCUGCCAUAAGUGAUAUAAGGGGCAAGGGUGCAUGACCCAUGUCCAAAAGCGCUCCGAAAAUACUACUCAACGCAGACCUCUUCAGAGAUAGACAAUAGGUGAAUCAGGCAUGUCCUCAGUAUCGUAGUACUGCAGCCCUGUGUCCAGCAUCCUGACACAAAAUUACAAUGCUAAUGCGCGUAAAAAAUAUGACCGUCCACCAAUCUCAAAUUAAAGAACAAACCUGAGAAUGCACCCGCACCUGCUGCCAAAAAACAGACAUUUACAAAGGUCAAUAUUAUAUAGCUAACAAAUUACUUCAAAAAAGAUAAAGCAUAAUAACAAACUAUUUUCCCAGUGGGCUGUUGCAUUUCUGUAAGUGGAUUUGGACAAAUGUAGCACCUGGCCAGGCAGAAUGACUUGUGAAAUUUAAUAUAGACAAAUGCAAUGUUCUGCAUUUAAAAAAAUAAAAUGGCAACUCUUACUGUAAAAGGUGUUGAAUUAUAAAUAUUGUUAAGAGAGAGGUAUUUGAUGGCAAAAGUAAGCAGACACCACAAAACAGACACACUGGAACAUCCAUAUCAGUGAUCUCAGAAGACGAGUCUAGCGAGACCCAGGUUGGUCUCUAAUGAUUUGACUACUUACAGUAGGACAGCACAUUUCUGACACCUUAACCAUCUCAGAGUGCUGCAAUGGUUAUGAUGACUAGAGUGUCUGUUUGUAUAUCUGUAUGAACAGACAUAACACACCAUACUCACAUAUGCAUGCAUAACUAGUCACACACAUAUAUUUGACUGUCACACUUAAAGGAACACUAUAGGGUCAGGUACACAAUCAUGUAUUCCUGACACUCAAGUGUUAAAAACACUGUGUAGCAUACCUCUGCCUCCCUCAAUAUUGUAAAAUCUUACUUUUGUUCAUGUCUGCUGCUGCUGGCUCUGCCCUUGAUCUGCCUUCUUGCAUGACAUCAUCAGAAGUGGCGAUCUCAGCCAAUCACAAUGCUUUCCAAUUGUCUCAGAUUGUCAAGGAAGUAGAUCAGGAGCAGAGCCAGCACAAGUCAAACACAGCCCUGACCAAUAAGCAUCUCUCAUGCAUUGAAUCAAUGUAAGUCUAUGAGGAAAGUUCUGUAUCUGCAUGCAGAGGGUGAAGACACUCAAUGGCAGUGCUGCUCACUAGGCAGUACUGACACAGGAAGCACCUCUAGUACAGUUUCUUUAAAUAAAAAAAAAACAAAAAACAGUGUUUACUGCAAAAAGCCUAAAGGGAAUGAUUAUACUCACCAGAACAAAUACAAUAAGCUGUAGUUGGUCUCGUGACUAUAGUGUCCCUUUAACCACACAAAUAUGCACACCCAACAAUAUUCACACAUGUAUAGACAUAAUUAGCCACACUUACACACCUACUUGCUCUCAAAUAUCUACUUUCUCUAAUGCAGCUUAUCUCACAAUAAGGAGAAGGAAGAUUAAGAGUUUCUGGUCUGGAAUCCCUGGUAUUUAUGUGGAGGGAACAGGAGAGCUGUCGAUUGCUGACUAGGACCUUUUUUAGAAAUGCUGUGGAAGCACUGGGAGCUGACAGGAGGAGAGCAAAUAGAUGGCCCUAUGUAAACAGAAAAGCAAUGAAAAUCUUACCAUUUUAGGCCCAGGCUUAGUUCUAUCUGCAAAUAAACCCCCCCAGACAGUCAGUGUGCAAUACUAGGCACCAAAUGCAAAGUUUCCACUUGAAUAUGCAGUGACCACUUCUCACACUGAAUUGAACAAUCCUGUUGGAAACAUAAGUGCAGAAGUGGUCACUGCAUGUUCAAGUGGAAACUUUGCAACAGGAUUGUUCACUUAAGUGUGAGAUGUCAAGAAUUCAAAAUGACUUUAUAGUGAAUAUGAAAUUUAGGUCCAACAGCAUAAUAAAAAAAUAAAAAAAAGUCAGCUAUGCUUUGAAUCUAGCUAUUGUGGCCUAAAGUUUGAAUUUCUGUUUAUACGGCCUAGUCACACAUUCCUGCGAGUGACUUACACAGCCUUCCUAAACACUUUGUGUAACAAGUCAGCUAAUGUUUAAACAUCCUUUAUUGCAGUCUGUUUAAUUUCUUAUCUCCUGCUCUAUUAAUAGCUCUCUAGACCCCAUAGGAGCCUUCUGUUUGUGAAUAAAGUUCAAUUUACCGAGCAGUAGGUAAAAACAUCUAAAGCAAGUUAACAUCCACUUGAAAAAUAAAACCUUUUUUUCAUGCAGGCUGUGCGAGUAACAGCCAGGGAAGAUGUGACUAGGGCUGUAUAAUUAGAAACAAAAACUAUUUAACUCCUAAAUGGCAGAAAAUUGAGCAGUGAGACUGCAGAGGUAUGCUCAAUACACCAAAACUGCUUCAGUAAGCUAAAGUUGUUUUGACGCCCAUAUUGUCCCUUUAAGUAUAAUGUAUGUAUAAUGUGUGUAUAAUGUGCUUGGUUUGAAUAAUGAAACCAUCACUGUAUGAGUUUGAUUCAUGGUUCAUGUUGUGAUUUGCAUGGAAUGAUUUGCAGCAAUAACUGUAUUUUGGACAUUGAAAAAAUGUUUUAUUUAAAUUAGAACUUAAAAUAUUUAUUAGCAAUACUAUGAAUGCAUAUAAUUAAUUUUUAAACUAUCAUAUUUGUCUGUUUUUUUUCUCAGUGUGCAAAGAAUAUUUGGGAAGAUUUUACAACUCUUUGACAAAAAGAAAUAUUGACCUUACACCAGCUUCCAUAGAGAGAGAAUUAAUUAAUACCUGUAAAGGCUCUACAGGAAAAGAAAACCGUCUGGUAUAACCCUUUAUGGUGUAUUCCGUAUGUAACUAGUCUGAGAGUAAAACUCUGAUGUAAAAUAUCAAUACCCCAUUUAAGUACUUAUAUUUAAAAUAUAUAUUUUUUUCUUCUGGAAAAGCAAAAACAUUUUUACAUUAUUAAUAAUUAUGUUCUUUAAAAGUUGAACUGUCACUUAUAGGACCAUUGUUUAGUAUACAUUAUAUUGACCUAAUGACAGUUUCUAAAAGUGGCGAUUUCUAUUAGAAACACUGCACAGUUUUCAAUCAAACAACCAGGGGGAAGCAGCAGGAAGGCUCUACUUGAGCACACGCCUGCCUCCUCCCCGGAUACCUCCUUGUCAGAGGGGGAUAGGUCUUGCAAAGGCUGAAGUUAUAAAAACUACUACUUUUGCAAUCUCUUUUAAGAUAUAGCCCCAAUGAAACAUACACUGAACAAAAUUAUAAACGCAACACUUUUGUUUUUGCCCCCAAGAACUAAGACUUUUUCUAUAUACACAAAAGGCUUAUUUCUCUCAAAUAUUGUUCACAAAUCUUGGUAAAUCUGUGUUAGUGAGCAUUUCUACUUUGCCAAGAUAAUCCAUCUACCUCACAGGUGUGGCAAAUCAAGAUGCUGAUUAGACAGCAUGAUAAUUGCACAGGUGUGCCUUAGGCUUGCCACAAUAAAAGGCCACUCGCAGUUUUAUCACACAGCACAAUGCCACAGAUGUCGCACGUUUUGAGGGAGCGUGAAAUUGUCAUCCUGACUGCAGGAAUGUCCACCAGAGCUGUUUCCCUUGAAUUGAAUGUUCAUUUCGCUACCAUAAGCCAUCUCCAAAGGCGUUUCAGAGAUUUUGGCAGUACAUCCAACCAGAUUCAAAACCGCAGACCAUGUGUAACCAUACCAGCCCAGGACCUCCACAUCCAGCAUCUCUACCUCCAAGAUCAUCUGAGACUAGUCACCCGGACAGCUGCUGCAACAAUCAGUUUGCAUAACCAAAUAAUUUCUUCACAAACUGUCAGAAACCGUCUCAGGGAAGUUCAUCUGCAUGCUUUUCGUCCUCAUCGGGGUCUCGACCUGACUGCAGUUCGUCGUCGUAACCGACUUGAGUGGGCAAAUGCUCACAUUCCAUGGUGUCUGGCACUUUGGAGAGGUGUUCUCUUCGCAGAUGAAUCCCGGUUUUGACCUUACAGGGCAGAUGGCAGACAGCGUGUAUGGCGUUGUGUGGGUGAGCAGUUUGCUGAUGUCAACUUUGUAGAUCAAGUGGAGGUGGGGUUAUGGUAUGGGCAGGUGUAUGUUAUGGAAAAUGAACACAGGUGCUGUAACGGAUCGUUUCUCUCACAAGAGGAUAAAAACCGUUUAGGCGAUAAUCCCCUUUCCCAUAGACCAGCAGCUACUGCAAUCACCAAUCUCCCGAAUUCCAAACUGUACGAAUCCCCAACUCCCGAACAGGAAACACACAAACCCUGGAAGCAGCCGAACAGGAAAAGCCCUAAGAACAGCUUACACUCCUGGCAAUCUGCAUACAGUCAAAUUCCCCCCAAGAAUGAGACAACACUUCACUUGGAGGGUUAAACAGGAACAACCCUGAUUUAUUCACACAACAGGCUUAUAAAGGAUUCUCCCAUGCAAGGGAGGGAUUUACAACAAUUACACAAUACACCAAUCACACAUGAGUUACCUCCCACAAUGCCUCACAAUCCCUCCCCUCUGGCCUGGAGAUAAUUGGGGAAGGAAUCUAAUUAUCUCCCAGGACAGAGGAAAAACUCCAUUACCCACAUGGCAGACAAAAAGACAGUAAAAGACAUAAAAUUACAUACUGAUACAUUUAGUACAUAAAACACACAUUUCUACACAUCCCCAGAUAGCUUUGAUCUGAGCACACAUUAUUAGAUGAAUGGCACUCAGCUCACACGAAUAAGCCUUUCUGCAGGGAAAAUAAAUGGUUUAACCUGCAGGGCCAUAGUCCAAAGGGAGCAGGCGAGCAACCAGGCUUCUCCAGUUCACAGUGGCGAGGUUGGUUUCGCCACACUUCUCCCCUUUACCAACUGGACUAACAGGGUAUCUGACCUCCUGCCGGUCAGUGCCCUGGUUAGUCCAGCAACCCACCCACAAAACAGAAACAGCAGUACAGCCCACCCACAAUAACUGGUUACUACACCUGGGUAGAGGAGAGCUUUGUCCAUGUCCAGGUGCCUCACUACGACUGUGUGGGGAACUGUUAGGCUGCCUUGGUGGGUUGCUGAGUGGGCAGAGACUAGCGGUACUCUGCCCUGGUGCCAGUACUACCGCGGAAGUAGUCUGGUUGGAGCCUGGUUGUGGGAGGGAGAGACCGACUGUCUCCCCUCUGGAUAUAUCGCUCAGUGGCUGGGGGACAGGACCGACCGUCCUUACCCCUUGUGCUGCAAGUACAGAGACUACGGUCCCAUCUGCACCGUUCGGGGGUGUAACAUCUCCCCUUGGUGGGUUAGGCUGCCGCUUGAGAGAGGGUGUAACAAGCUCCUCUCUCUGGACUCUAAAAACUGCUGCUGGGGAGAGGGGGUAUCAGGCUCCUCUCCCUGACACUCUCUCUGCUGGUGGAGAGGGGGACCAGCUGUCUCCCCUUUCAUUAUCUUGUCCUGCGGCUGGGGGGCAAGACUGACAGUCCCUGCUCCCUGCAGGACAUUCUGCCGCUGGGGAGGUAGGACAACACCUUCAGCUCCCUGGGGUACACACUUCCGCUGGGGAGGAAGGACUACACCUUCUGCUCCCUGGGAUAUACACUGCCGCUGGGGAGGAAGGACGGCACCUUCAGCUCCCUGGGGUACACACAGCCGCUGGGGAGGAAGGACAACACCUUCAGCUCCCUGGGAUACACACUGCCGCUGGGGAGGAAGGACUGCACCUUCUGCUCCCUGGGAUAUACACUGCCGCUGGGGAGGAAGGACGGCACCUUCAGCUCCCUGGGACACACACUGCCGCUGGGGAGGAAGGACGGCACCUUCAGCUCCCUGGGACACACACUGCCGCUGGGGAGGAAGGACGGCACCUUCAGCUCCCUGGGACACACACUGCCGCUGGGGAGGAAGGACUGCACCUUCUGCUCCCUGGGACACACACUGCCACUGGGGAGGAAGGACCACACUUUCAGCUCCCUGGGACACACACUGCCGCUGGGGAGGAAGGACGGCACCUUCAGCUCCCUGGGACACACACUGCCGCUGGGGAGGAAGGACGGCACCUUCAGCUCCCUGGGAUACACACUGCCGCUGGGGAGGAAGGACUGCACCUUAUGCUCCCUGGGACACACACUGCCGCUGGGGAGGAAGGACGACACCUUCAGCUCCCUGGGGUACCCUUUUGAGUCCCCGUAACGCACUCUGCCACCGGAUAGGGCGGCCGAUACCUUUGGCUGGAUAUGCCAUGAACUGCAGGUACUCGACUACCUGGCUCCUUACGAACUGCACGCAUCUCUCUGGGGGGUUGGGUCCAAAGAAAGCCAUCCGCGUGGUAAAUUCUCUGUCAUACUGCUCCUGAGUGUAGCUGGGUGCCAUGCUUGCCCUGCUGCCCUCCAUUUGUAAGUCCAGGAGGUGGUGUUACCUUGUAGCUGUCCUUCUGGGCUGUGGGAAUGAUCCCGUCGCUUGCCACCAAUUGUAACGGACCGUUUCUCUCACAAGAGGAUAAAAACCGUUUAGGCGAUAAUCCCCUUUCCCAUAGACCAGCAGCUACUGCAAUCACCAAUCUCCCGAACUCCAAACUGUACGAAUCCCCAACUCCCGAACAGGAAACACACAAACCCUGGAAGCAGCCGAACAGGAAAAGCCCUAAGAACAGCUUACACUCCUGGCAAUCUGCAUACAGUCAAAUUCCCCCCAAGAAUGAGACGACACUUCACUUGGAGGGUUAAACAGGAACAACCCUGAUUUAUUCACACAACAGGCUUAUAAAUGAUUCUCCCAUGCAAGGGAGGGAUUUACAACAAUUACACAAUACACCAAUCACACAUGAGUUACCUCCCACAAUGCCUCACAAUCCCUCCCCUCUGGCCUGGAGAUAAUUGGGGAAGGAAUCUAAUUAUCUCCCAGGACAGAGGCAAAACUCCAUUACCCACAUGGCAGACAAAAAGACAGUAAAAGACAUAAAAUUACAUACUGAUACAUUUAGUACAUAAAACACACAUUUCUACACAUCCCCAGAUAGCUUUGAUCUGAGCGCACAUUAUUAGAUGAAUGGCACUCAGAUCACACGAAUAAGCCUUUCUGCAGGGAAAAUAAAUGGUUUAACCUGCAGGGCCAUAGUCCAAAGGGAGCAGGCGAGCAACCAGGCUUCUCCAGUUCACAGUGGCGAGCUUGGUUUCGCCACAGGUGCAUUUUAUUAAUGGAAAUUUGAAUGCACAGAGAUACCGUGACGAGAUCCUGAGGCCCAUUGUUGUGCCAUUCAUCCACGACCAUCACCUCAUGUUUCAGCAUGAAAAUGCACGGCUCCAUGUUGCAAGGAUCUGUACACAAUUCCUGGAUAGUGAUGUCCCGAACUGUUCGCCGAACGGUUCGCCACGGACUCAUCAUUGAGUAAACUUUGACCCUGUACCUCACAGUCAGCAGACACAUUCCAGCCAAUCAGCAGCAGACCCUCCCUCCCAGACUCUCCCACCUCAUGGACAGCUCACUAAGAAUGCAGCUUCACAAUGGAUGCUGUCCAGGAGGUGGGAGGGUCUGGGAUGGAGGGUCUGCUGCUGAUUGGCUGGAAUGUGUCUGCUGACUGUGAGGUACAGGGUCAAAGUUUCUGGGCACGAAGGACGUUGUUCUCUCCGGGUCCCAGGAGCGCGACGUCGAGGGGGUUGCCUGUUGCUGUGGUCACCGUUUGAAGAUGGCAACCACCAAAAUACUCUGACCUGUGCCAGGCUGGAGCAGCAUGUGAUGUCAUAGACAGGGCCUUUUGUACACCUGCUAAUGUUUUUCUAAAUGUAUGUUUUAAUGUAACUGUGAAGCACUUUGGGCAACAACGUUGCAAUUAAAUGUGCUAUAUAAAUAAAUAAUAACAGUUACUCUGCACACUCCAGUUGUAGACUACUGGUGGAGGCAAGAACACUUCACACAAUUUCCCCAGAAAUUGUAGCUUUUCUAGUUUUUAUUAUUUUUAUAAUUCUUUAUUUUUGCAUUGCAUGAUAAUACAAGGUACAGCCCGUGUGGCCCCAAACAGCCACCAGAGAGUAGUGAUGAACAUUUGAUAACACAGAGCAGUCAGGCAAAUAUGCAUCCUACAUUAUGUGAUAUCAUCUAAUUGUGCACAUUGUUUUUAGUGGUGUGGUGUGGUGUGAAAGUCAGGCUGGUUAAGACAGGGUCAGUACCCAACUAAGGCCGGCUUGUUAACAUUAGCAGGUUCGUCUAGCAAGCGCGGUUGUGUGUAAGCGCAUGACAUGACAUGAGAAAAGAGAAAACAAAUAUCACUAUAACAACGAUAACAUCGCAGUACAGUGGGUCAGAAUAUAAGUGAACCGCAUUAGUCGUCAGUGGUUUGCCUGUCGUUGGGUUGUCAAUCGUGCGGUCCACCUUCGCCAGGACCUAGGGGAGCAGGUAGUGCGUGAGUGUGUCUCCUUUUAGUUGGGGUACCGUCUGUGGCAUUUUUAGGGUAAGGAUAUCCGGGGCAGGCAGGUCCGCUCUUAGUUGUGAGGGGGUGUUGUGGCGUGUGAGUCGCAUCUCACACGUUGUAGUGUGGGCAUGUGCUCUUCCCGGGUAGCCGGGAGAUCUGCUGUGGAGCCGGCUGGGUGGGAUUGUGACCCCUAACCAUGGUGGUUACAGGGGAGAGGGGGUAUUAUGGAGCUCGUGAGUGCUUGUGGCGCUCGCGUGGAUGGUAAGAGCUCACGGAAUGCCAUUGAAGCCACCUGGGGCCUAUUGGUACUGUGCCCAGUGUGAGGGGCGUUAAAGUGUAUGGGAAGUGUGUAGUCCACAGUGGAGUGAAACAUUAAAGGAACAAAAAAGGCAACUAAAUAAAACAUGAAAUGUUUGUGUCGAUGUAUCAGUUCAAGUUGGAGCCCCUCUCCUCUCUGCGUUUCUGGGCACGAAGGACGUUGUUCUCUCCGGGUCCCAGGAGUGCGACGUCGAGGGGGUCGCCUGUUGCUGUGGUCACUGGAGGAUCCCCAGUGCACGCAGGAGCGGUUCUGCCUCCUGUAGUGAGGUGAGAGUGAAAGUGGUGCCUUCCUUGAUCACUGUUAGAGAUCUCGGCAAUGUCCAUUUAUAUUCAAUGUCGGCGUCACGCAGCUGGCUUCUUACUGGGCCCAACGAUCUUCUCCAUAAUAAUGCUCCGGGUUAAGUCCUGAAAGAAGGUUAGGUGGGAUGACUCGAAAGCAAGUGGAGUCUUUCCUUUGACUGCAGAGAGAAGCCUGAUUUUGUCGGCCACAGAGUGGCACAUUAUAAUGACAUCCUGUGAUGCAGUGGGUGGUGCUUGUCUUGGCUUUCGUAUGCGAAAGAAGCCGUCUAGCAUGAGCUUUUUCGCUUGGGCGUGCGGUAGAAGUGUGUCUGUGAGGCAUCUAUGGUAGUGGGGCAGUUUAGUAGGGUCUAUUCUCUCUGGGAUCCACCAUAUUUUUAUGUUAGUCAGCCUAGUGCGGUUCUCAGCCACAUCCACCCUUGUAGGGAGGGAAGUUUGCAUUUGUUGGACAUGCUCCUUUAGCCGUUGUACCUCCUGCAUCAGGUCUAGUAUGUCCUCCUCCUAGGCCUGCGUGCGUGCAGUCACCUGGAUUGCGGUCUUUAGCAUGUCAAGAGCCGCUGAGUGCAUUUGUCUCAAUUCCAUGAGCAGGUCCGCAAUGUCUUGCUUGGUGGCCGGGGUGUGCUUGUCCCGACUGGCUGGUGUCUCCAAUGUUGGCUGGAAAGGAGAGAACUCCGGCAUCUCCACAUGUUGUUCUUCUUUGUCUCGUGAGGCCGGCUCGUGGUCUGGAGAGGCCACCAUCUUGGGCGCCAUUUGUCGUUGGAGCAGUGUGCCAAUACCUUGCGUGUCUCUGUUAGUGACCAAGGUUGGCCUUUGGGACGGUCACCCCAUAGUGUGGCUGUCUGUUUCGGCUGAACUGGUCUGUUGUGGGGUGCCGGUGCUCGGUCUCUGCGUGAGGCUGUCAAGCGCAAGCUUGGCAGUUAUGAACUUGGUGUAGGCCCCUGUUCACCGUCGGGUCUUCUUACCCGUUUGUGGGAACAAAAAAGACAUUAGUGGGUUGUCUGUCUUCGUGGGGUAACCUAGGGGGUGGUUGUGCGUUUCGAUGGAGCUGAGGGGUCCCAGAUUGGUAUGGAUUUGAUGUCGUUUGUACGGAGCUCUGCAGGAUUGCGGCCAUUCAAGUCAGGCUCCGCCGCCCUUUCUGAUAUUAUUUUUAAACCUUUGUCCCUCUAAUUUAAGACUAUAUCCUCUUGUUGUGGUAGUUUUUCUUCUUUUAAAUGUACUUUUCUCCUUACUGUGCUGAUUACCUUUAUGUAUUGUAAUGUUUCUAUCAUAUUCCCCGUCUCAUCUUUCCUCCAGGCUAUACAUGUUAAGCUCCUUUACUUGAGACAAAUUGAGACAAAGAUAAAUCUGAAUUGAAAAAAAAUGGAUCACUAAUCAGUCACUCGUCUGCAAGCAGUUUUCUUCAGUACUGUGUUGCUUUCCUCUUUUUCAGUUUAUUUAUUUUUUGAUUGCUUUUUUCUUUUGAUAUUCAUUUGUUACCAGUGAAUUAUAUUAUACUUGCAAAAGGGCUCCACGACUGUGCAUUUCUUAUAGGCACAGUCUUGUGUGAUUUUCCCUCUUGCUAUAUUCUGUGGACUUUUGGACUUAUACUAAGAAAGUAUUCAGGACUAUUUUAUCUGAGUUCUUUUUUGAAUGUACAUGUACCCAAUCCACUGUGGUGCUCAAUUUAACCCCUUAAAGACACAUGACGGAAAUAUUCCGUCAUGAUUCCCUUUUAUUCUAGAAGUUGUGUCCUUAAGGGGUUAAGAUAUAUUGUAGUUUUAUUAUCAUUUGUGAUUUUUAACUCAUUAGCUCCUGGGAACUCUACAAGUGUAUUAUUUUUAUAAGUGAGAUUGUUUUACUUGUCUUUAUAGGGAGAAUUGGUGAACCUCCCCCCACUUCCAGUUUAAGAGCUAUUUAUUGUAUCAUUUAACUAGCUGUGAAUUUGAUACUUCUACUCCCUCUACCGCUAAAACCAGAUUAUUCUGUAUUAUAGGCACUUUCUAUCUCUACUUGUCUGUAAAUGAUUAGGAAGAUUAUUGUGAUCAUUGCCCCAGGGCAAAUUUCCUCUAUGCACCCCCAAUGGCCUAGGGUUAGUUUGGGGGUUUCGCUUCGACAUGUUAAUGUAACUAGUAAGGAUAUAAUUGAGCGCUGAAUGCGACUAGGUGGAUGGUUGGAUGAUAAGUGGGACUGGGUUGGGAGAGUGUGUGUGUGUAUGUGGAGGUUGCUUGUGGUGUUGUAUGUUCGUGGGGGAGGCUGCUUGUGGUGUUGUGUGGGGUGACUGUUUGUUGUUUCAUUGUAAGGGUAGGCUAGUUGAGGUGUUGCUUGUUUCUGGUGAUGCUACUUUGUGGGUUGUGUGUGUGGGGUAUGCUUCUUUUAAGAUGGUGAGUGUGGUUGAAAUGCUGCUUAUAGGAUUGCAUAUGUGGGAGAGGGAAUGAUAUGGGGUUGUGUGUUGGAUGCAGCUUUUCGCAGUGUAGUAUGUGUGUAUGCGUGUAAAUAGGGGCUGUGUGUGGAUAGAAGCUCUAGUGUGUAUGUGCUGAGUGGGAUAGGGGCUGUAGUUUGUGUAUUGGGGAGGAUAGUGGCUGCAGGGUAUGUUUGGGGGGAUAGAAACUAUACAGUGGAUUUGGGGAGAUAGAGGCUAGAAUGUGUGUUUGCUAAGAAUACAGGGAGUGCAGAAUUAUUAGGCAAGUUGUAUUUUUGAGGAUUAAUUUUAUUAUUGAACAACAACCAUGUUCUCAAUGAACCCAAAAAACUCAUUAAUAUCAAAGCUGAAUAUUUUUGGAAGUAGUUUUUAGUUUGUUUUUAGUUUUAGCUAUGUUAGGGGGAUAUCUGUGUGUGCAGGUGACUAUUACUGUGCAUAAUUAUUAGGCAACUUAACAAAAAACAAAUAUAUACCCAUUUCAAUUAUUUAUUAUUACCAGUGAAACCAAUAUAACAUCUCAACAUUCACAAAUAUACAUUUCUGAUAUUCAAAAACAAAACAAAAACAAAUCAGUGACCAAUAUAGCCACCUUUCUUUGCAAGGACACUCAAAAGCCUGCCAUCCAUGGAUUCUGUCAGUGUUUUGAUCUGUUCACCAUCAACAUUGCGUGCAGCAGCAACCACAGCCUCCCAGACACUGUUCAGAGAGGUGUACUGUUUUCCCUCCUUGUAAAUCUCACAUUUGAUGAUGGACCACAGGUUCUCAAUGGGGUUCAGAUCAGGUGAACAAGGAGGCCAUGUCAUUAGAUUUUCUUCUUUUAUACCCUUUCUUGCCAGCCACGCUGUGGAGUACUUGGACGCGUGUGAUGGAGCAUUGUCCUGCAUGAAAAUCAUGUUUUCUUGAAGGAUGCAGACUUCUUCCUGUACCACUGCUUGAAGAAGGUGUCUUCCAGGAACUGGCAGUAGGACUGGGAGUUGAGCUUGACUCCAUCCUCAACCCGAAAAGGCCCCACAAGCUCAUCUUUGAUGAUACCAGCCCAAACCAGUACUCCACCUCCACCUUGCUGGCGUCUGAGUCGGACUGGAGCUCUCUGCCCUUUACCAAUCCAGCCACGGGCCCAUCCAUCUGGCCCAUCAAGACUCACUCUCAUUUCAUCAGUCCAUAAAACCUUAGAAAAAUCAGUCUUGAGAUAUUUCUUGGCCCAGUCUUGACGUUUCAGCUUGUGUGUCUUGUUCAGUGGUGGUCGUCUUUCAGCCUUUCUUACCUUGGCCAUGUCUCUGAGUAUUGCACACCUUGUGCUUUUGGGCACUCCAGUGAUGUUGCAGCUCUGAAAUAUGGCCAAACUGGUGGCAAGUGGCAUCGUGGCAGCUGCACGCUUGACUUUUCUCAGUUCAUGGGCAGUUAUUUUGCGCCUUGGUUUUUCCACACGCUUCUUGCGACCCUGUUGACUAUUUUGAAUGAAACGCUUGAUUGUUCGAUGAUCACGCUUCAGAAGCUUUGCAAUUUUAAGAGUGCUGCAUCCCUGUAUCUGUAUUGUUCUGUGAUUGUUGAUGGGGAGAAAGGGGCUGUAGUGUUGGGUACAGGGGUUAAAGUAAGAGGAUAGUGUGAUGAUAGGGACUGUGGUGGAGGGAUAUUGUUAGAGGGGCUGUAAAAACCUUUAAAUAGGUUUUAAGUUUGAGUCCAUUAGGGACUAGGGAAUCCUGAUCUUUGGUGGUCUGGUGGGGGCACACAACUCCUUCUGGCCGGCGCUAGGGGAAUGUAUCAGAGCACUGCCAUGGUAAGCUGCAGCAACCCUCUGAUACAGUCAAAGUAUCAUGGUGGCCUUGUCUUUGAUUAAGAUUUUCUUAUUCCACACCCACAAUGGAGCCCACUCUCUACUUGAGUGAUAGCCUUGCUGUGGCUGGCCAGGGAAUCUUCUCUGUCAGCCUCAGCCGAAGGCAGGAGAAUAGGCUGGCCCAUGAGGGAGAUAUUAGGUCUCCUCACUGUCUGUGCCGCUCCCCUCUUACCAGGCCUUGGUGGCCUUAUGGCAAAUCCAGCCAUGGUGAUAUGACACGCUCAUCACAAUCAAAACAAAUGCUGUUGAUCACUGUAGUACACAUCUCGUGUUAUACUUUCCCUUUAAAUCGCAACUGCUGUUCCCUUGUAGUUCUGCUCAAUAAUUAAAUAUACAGACAUAUUUAAAAGAACAUUAGACCACUAGUGCAAUAAUAUCAAACAAAAAGUGCAAUUAUAUAAAAUAGCAGUUUCUAACACACAUGGACCUUAGUAGAAGAGGAAUAUAUCAGGGCUAAAACAAAUCUAAGGUCCAUGUGAACUUGGUAUCUGCUGUUUUAUAUUUUUUAAAUAUUUAUUUGACUUUUUAAAUUUUUCCUGACUUUGUUAUUUAAAGGGACUUUCAAGUGCCAGGAAAACAUAUCUGUUUUCCUGGCACUGCAGGACGCUGCAGUGCCCCUCUCCCUCCCACCCCCCAUCCCAUGUUGCUGAAGGGGUUAAAACCCCCCUUAGUGACUUACCUGAAUCCAGCGCCGAUGUCCCUCGGCACUGGGUCAGGUCCACCUGCUCUCCUCCCCCGCCGACCUCAGCCAGCGGGGGAGACCUAAUGCGCAUGUGCGGCAAUGGCCGCGCUCGCAUUAGACCUCCCCAUAGGAAAGCAUUAUCCAAUGCUUUCCUAUGGGGAUAACGGCAACGCUGGAGGUCCUCAUGCAUAGCGUGAGGACGUCCAGCGUUGUUUAAAACACUUUUCCUGUUCUAAGAACAUGGAAGUCCCUCUAGUGGCUGUCUGAUAGACUGCAAUAAUUACCCUUGCAGGGUAAAGGGUGGUGGGAGUUGGCACCCAGAUCACUCCAAUGGGCAGAAGUGAUCUGGGUGCCUGGAGUGUCCCUUUAAGUUUCCAUUUUGCUAUUCACAAAAAUUCACUGCUUAGUGAAUAUUCCACAAGGCCAUAUGUUGCAUACCUGAAUGUUUUGCACAAGAAGGAAAUAAGAAUGUAUGCCUUGUGAUAUUUGCUUGUAAGGUAACCAAGCCUGUAUUUGCAAUGCUAAUAAUUACCUUGUAGAGCACUUUCAACAUAAUUACAUCCUUGCUGUACUAUUUUAUUGACGGCAUAACUAGAAAUGAUAAUGCAAAGCUAAUUAUUGGUUUUACAAAUAGAUAUAUUUCAGUUGAUUUAGCCAGUGUGUCAUCAGAGUAAAUGUCAAAUAAAGCAGGCAUUCCAAUACAUCCAAAUCCAGCGAAAAGGCAAAGGUGAAAAUUUCUUUAAUAACUGUUUACUCAGAAAAUGUUUCAGCGGAGACUGUGUUCUUCCAAGGAGUAAUUAGAUAAGUAAGAAUGACUGAUAUCCUGUGUAUAUCCAUUUUUUAUGGAUACACUAUUUAUUUAUUUAUUUGCUGAUUUAAAAAAAAACAUUUUUAUGGAUGUUAUCAAACUUGUCCAGGAAAUUAGAGAAAUGUCCUUAUUAUGACAUUCAGCAAAUACGUACACAAUAUUAGUACGACUGAUGGAUCACAGGUAGUAGAUUAUGCAUUAUGUUUUGAUAAUUACAUUAUCUAUAAAGGAAUAUUGGGUAUAUUACUGGUAAUGCAAAUGUGAUAAAGUAUGACUCAGAUAAAAGCAAGUGUUUUUAUUUGUUACACACAUUGUUAUGCACUAAAGUGAGAAUUCAACUUAAAUUUUAAAUUUAAGGUCAGAUUUGCUAAAAUUAAAGCAUUGCUGACAUUUUGGCUAUUUUGAUCUUAAAUUUGAAAGUGAAUUUAAAAAAAAAAGUAUUCUCUUAACUUGGGUCUAACUUGGGUAUUCACAAAACAUUGUCUAAGUCAGAAGCUAUUCUUCUAGUUUGGCUAUUUUUACCUAACAAAAUCUAAUUCACUUUGGAUUCUCACUUGUGAAUAACCCUGUUAUACUUAAAGGGACUCUAUAGUCACCAAAGUAACUUUAGCUUUAUGAAGCAGUGUUUGUAUAAAUGAUUAUGCACCUGCAGUCUCACUGCUCAAUUCUCUGCCAUAUAGGAGUUAAAUCACUUUGUUUGUGCAGCCCUGGUCACACCCCCCUGCAUGUUACUUACACAGCCUUCCUAAACACUUCCUGUAGAGAUACCUAAUGUUUAAACUUCCUUUAUUGCACAUUUUGUUUAAUUUAGAAUUUCUUAUUUCCUGCCUUUUAAUAGCAGGAGUCUCCUGCGUAUGAGUAAAGUUUAAUUUACAGAGUAGGAGAUAAAAGCUUCUAAAGCAAGUUAAAAUCUGAUAAAACCAAUGCAGGCCGUGUGAGCACAGCAAUUGAAGGUGUGACUAGGGCCGCAUAAACAGAAAUAAAAGUGAUUUAAUUGAGCAGUGAGACUGCAGAGGCAUUAUCUAUAUAUAGUGAUGUCCCGAACGGUUCGCCAUGGAUGGCGAACAUAUGCGCUGUUCGGUCCGCCCCCUAUGUCAUCAUUGAGUAAACUUUGACCCUGUACCUCACAGUCAGCAGACACAUUCCAGCCAAUCAGCAGCAGACCCUUCCUCCCAGACCCUCCCACCUCCUGGAGAGCAUACAUUUUACAUUCAUUGUGAAGCUGCAUUCUUAGUGAGCUGUCCAGAAGGUGGGAGGGUCUGGGAGGGAGGGUCUGCUGCUGAUUGGCUGGAAUGUGUCUGCUGACUGUGAGGUACAGGGUUAAAGUUUACUCAAUGAUGACGAAUAGGGGGUGGACCGAAAAGCGCAUAUGUUCGCCCUCCGUGGUGAACCGUUUGGGACAUCACUACUUAAUGCUAUUAAGUGGCUGGACUUAAUGCUAUAUAGAAUUGUAUGAGACAAGCCAAGAUCAGGGACACAGAAUGAGACGAGGAGUGAUAAGACAAGCCAAGAUCAAAAAUAUAGUAAAAUCAUACCUUUAUUGCAGUCUGCUGCUGCUGGCUCUGCCCAUGAUCUGCCUGCUUGGCUGAGAUCAUAGAAGUGGUGUUCUCAGCCAAUCCAAAGCUUUCCCAUAGGAAAGCCUUGGUUUAGCUGAGACUGUCAAAGAGACAGAUCAGAGAAAGAGCCACCAAAAGAUAAACACAGCCCUGGCCAAUUAGCAUCUCCUUAUAGAUGGGCAUCUUUGAUAAGCACACAAUGCAACCACAAUACACAUACACUCACACUGCAGUCCCUAGAUGCACAUGCACACACUUUAAAGGCCCUCUCAGCACACACACAAUCUAAAAAGCUCCUAUACGUGAGCAUGUGCUCACACUACAGCCCCUAGUUACACAAACCGGACUUUACAUAGGACACGAGGCCAUGAGUUUAGACUGGAAGAAAGAAGAUUUCGUCUAAGGCAAAGGAAAGGUUUUUUUACUGUAAGAACAAUCAGAAUGUGGAAUUCUCUGCCUGAGGAAGUGGUUUUAUCAGAGUCCAUACAGAUGUUCAAACGGCUACUAGAUGCAUACUUGCAAGAACAGAAUAUUCAAGGAUAUAAUCUUUCAAUGUAGGGUAAUAACUGCUUGAUCCAAGGAUAAAUCUGACUGCCAUUCUGGGGUCAAGAAGGAAUUUUUUUCCUAGCUUGUUGCAAAAUUGUGCUUCAAACUGGUUUUUUUUGCCUUCUUUUGGAUCAACAGCAAAAAACAAAUGUGAGGUAGGCUGAACUUGAUGGACGCAAGUCUCUUUUCAGCUAUGUAACUAUGUAACAUAGUACACCAUAAACAGACUUCUAUAUACACAUACACGCAGUGGUGGAACUACAGUUAGUGCUAAUGUUGCAGUUACACUGGGGCCCAUCUAGUGGCCCGUGCCACCCCAUGGGCAUGUGUCGUCAAGAGCCCAAAACAAUUUUUGCACCAGGGCCAAUUCUACGUUAGCUUUGCCACUGUGCAGCAGCUUCCCUGGCACACAAGCUCUGCCCCUACAUGGAAGAUCGCCUCCUCAUACGCAAGCUCCACCCCAACAUGAAGCUCUGCCCCCACUCUCUAGCAGAGGAUCUUGCAGGAGAAACAGGCCUCUCAGUUCUCCUACAGCCAAAGCCUCCAGUGCCAGGUAGGCUUCCAAAGCAUAGCAUGACAGAGUGAUCUUGUAUGUGUAUGUGCCUGCUACCGAGUGAGCUUGUGUGUGUGUCAGUGAGCUUGUCUGUAGUGAGCUUGUGUGUGUUCAGUGAACUUGUCUGUAGUAAUCAUGUGUGCCAGUGAGCUUGUGUGUCAGUGAGUUUGUCUGUAGUGAGCAUGUGUGUCAGUGAGCUUGUCUCUAGUGAGCUAAUGUGUGUGUCAGUGAGCUUGUCUGUAGUGAGCGUGUGUGUGUUUUAGUGAGCUUGUCUGUAGUGAGAUUGUGUGUGUUAGUGAGCUUGUCUGUAGUGAGCAUGUGUGUCGGUGAGCUUGUCUGUAGUGAGCAUGUGUGUCGGUGAGCUUGUCUGUAAUAAGCUUGUGUGUCAGUGAGCUUGUCUCUAGUGAGCUAAUGUGUGUGUCAGUGAGCUUGUCUGUAGUGAGCGUGUGUGUGUUUUAGUGAGCUUGUCUGUAGUGAGAUUGUGUGUGUUAGUGAGCUUGUCUGUAGUGAGCAUGUGUGUCGGUGAGCUUGUCUGUAGUGAGCAUGUGUGUCGGUGAGCUUGUCUGUAAUAAGCUUGUGUGUCAGUGAGCUUGUCUCUAGUGAGCUAAUGUGUGUGUCAGUGAGCUUGUCUGUAGUGAGCGUGUGUGUGUUUUAGUGAGCUUGUCUGUAGUGAGAUUGUGUGUGUUAGUGAGCUUGUCUGUAGUGAGCAUGUGUGUCGGUGAGCUUGUCUGUAGUGAGCAUGUGUGUCGGUGAGCUUGUCUGUAAUAAGCUUGUGUGUCAGUGAGCUUGUCUGUAGUGAGCAUGUGUGUUAGUGAGCUUGUCUCUAGUGAGAUUAUGUGUGUCAGUGAGCUUUUCUGUAGUGAGCCUGUGUGGGUAUCAGUGAGUUUGUCUGUAGUGAGCUUGUGUGUGUCAGUGAGCUUGUUUGUAGUGAGCAUGUGUGUCAGUACGCUUGUCUAUAGUGAGCAUGUGUGUUAGUGAGAUUGUAUGGGUGUCGGUUAGCUUGUCUGUAGUAAGCGUGGGUGUCAGUGAGCUUGUUCCUGCUUUAAUGAUUCCUGCGCGACUUAGCAAAGGGCUGACAAAUCUCAGGUGCAAGGGCAACAUUUCUAGUCGCCAUGGUGACCUGGCACCUGUAAUUUGUUGAGUCCUGUGUAUGUAUGUAUGUAUAUAUAUAUAUAUACACUGCUCAAAAAAAUAAAGGGAACACAAAAAUAACACAUCCUAGAUCUGAAUGAAUUAAAUAUUCUUCUGAAAUACUUUGUUCUUUACAUAGCUGAAUGUGCUGACAACAAAAUCACACAAAAAUGAAAAAAUGGAAAUCAAAUUUUUCAACCCAUGGAGGUCUGGAUUUGGAGUCACACUCAAAAUUAAAGUGGAAAAACACACUACAGACUGAUCCAACUUUGAUGUAAUGUCCUUAAAACAAGUCAAAAUGAAGCUCAGUAGUGUGUGUGGCCUCAAUGUGCCUGUAUGACCUCCCUACAAUGCCUGUGCAUGCUCCUGAUGAGGUGGCGGAUGGUCUCCUGAGGGAUCUCCUCCCAAACCUGGACUAAAGCAUCUGCCAACUCCUGGAAAGUCUGUGGUGCAAUGUGACAUUGGUGGAUGGAGUGAGACAUGAUGUCCCAGAUGUUGGAUUCAGGUCUGGGGAACGGACGGGCCAGUCCAUAGCAUCAAUGCCUUCGUUUUGCAGGAACUGCUGACACACUCCAGCCACAUGAGGUCUAGCAUUGUCUUGCAUUAGGAGGAACCCAGGGCCAACCAGACCAGCAUAUGGUCUCACAAGGGGUCUGAGGAUCUCAUCUCGGUACCAAGUGGCAGUCAGGCUACCUCUGGUGAGCACAUGGAGGGCUCUGCGGCCCCCAAAAGAAAUGCCACCCCACACCAUUACUGACCCACUGCCAAACCAGUCAUGCUGGAGGAUGUUGCAGGCAGCAGAACAUUCUCCACGGCAUCUCCAGACUCUGUCAUGUCUGUCACAUGUGCUCAGUAUGAACCUGCUUUCAUCUGUGAAGAGCACAGGGCGCCAGUGGCGAAUUUGCCAAUCUUGGUGUUCUCUGGCAAAUGCCAAACGUCCUGCACGGAGUUGGGCUGUAAGCACAACCCCCACCUGUGGAUGUCGGGCCCACAUACCACCCUCAUGGAGUCUGUUUCUGACCGUUUGAGCAGACACAUGCAGAUUUGUGGCCUGUUGGAGGUCAUUUUGCAGGGCUCUGGCAGUGCUCCUCCUGUUCCUCCUUGCACAAAGGCGGAGGUAGCGGUCCUGUUGCUGGGUUGUUGCCACAGCUCACUUUUUGCCACAGCUCGCAUUGAUUGCCAUCCUGGAUGAGCUGCACUACCUGAGCCACUUUUGUGGGAUGUAGACUCCGUCUCAUGCUACCACUAGAGUGAAAGCACAGCCAGCAUUCAAAAGUGACCAAAACAUCAGCCGGGAAGCAUAAGAACUGAGAAGUGGUCUGUGGUCACCACCUGCAGAACCAUUCCUUUAUUGGGGGUGGCUUGCUAAUUGCCUAUAAUUUCCACCUGUUGUCUAUCCCAGUUGCACAACAGCAUGUGAAAUUGACCACUUCCUAAGUGGACAGUUUGGUUUCACAGAAGUGUGAUUGACUUGGAGUUACAUUGUGUUGUUUAAGUGUUCCCUUUAUUUUUUUGAGCAGUGUGUGUGUGUGUGUGUGUAUGUGUGUAUAUAUAGUGUUCAAGUAGAGAUUGUAGCCGUAUUAGACCAAUAAAAAAGGUAUCACAAGAUAUUUAUAUAUAUAUAUAUAUAUAUAUAUAUAUAUAUAUAUAUACACACAUUUUAUAACUGCCCCCCUACUUUUGUCCCUGGCCUCUCAUGUGCCCCCACCUAAAUAUGAAUCCUCGAGACGCCACUGCUUAUAGAGAUGCAUUGAAUCAAUGCAGCUCUAUGAGGAAUGUUCAGUAUCUCCAUGUAAGUGGUGCAGCACUGUCCCAGGAAGCACCUCUAGUAGCCAUAUGAGUGGCCAGUGGAGGUAUCCCUAGGCUGUAAUCUAAACACUGCCUUUUUUCUGAACAGACAAUGUUUACUGCAAAAAGCCUGAAGGGACUUAUUAUAUUCACCAGAACAAAUUCCAUAAGCUGUGGUUGUCCUGGUGACUUUAGUGUCCCUUUAAAGUGUCCUUCUUUGUCCAUUUGAAAUAUUGGGAGGAAUGGAUACAUGUUGGGUAUCAUUGUAAUGGAGUAUUCAGAAUGCAAAUAUGGGGUAUUUACAUUAGUGGGACCACACAUAAUUGGCUUACACCCAAAUUUCAUUAUUAUUAUACUUUAUUUCUUGAAGAGCUUACACAAACUAUCUUUUUAUCUUUUUGUAUUGCACAUUUUAACAGUCAGGACUAAUUAGUGAUUUUAUUAUGUUUAGUUUUCUUUAGUUGCACUUGUUUUGUAGAAGAUAUUAAAUGUAAAACAAUUUUAAUUUUUUAAACAUUUUCAAUAUUUAAUGUUUUGUUAUGUAUACAUAAAGGGUAUCAAAAGAAAGCCCCUUUUCUCAUAUAACAAAUUAUAUUUAGCAUGCAUGGGUACACUUAAGCAGAAAGGUAGAUAUUGUGGUAGAAUGUAAGCAUGGCAAAAGUGCCAAAAAGGCUUUGGUAACAAAUGUGUCACAUCUGAGUAGAGCCUUGGUUCUUAAGUGGUAAAAUCAUAUUACAAAUUCAUUAGCUCACUAGUUGGCACUAUAUUGAAAACACCAUCAACAACCAAACAAGAGGUGGUAGUGUUGCCUGAGAUAUGUACGUGGGUUUGUCAGAAAUUCCUAAUUUGACCCAUGUGAACAGUAAAACUAUCCCUACUAUAAAAUAUAAAAAUCCAAUUUAGGGUAAGUAACGUUGAGAAAAUAAUCAUAUAAUUGAGAAAUAUUAUUAGAACACACGUCAGAUCAAUCAUGGAUAAGCAAUAGAAUAAAACCAAAUGGCUCUGUUUCCUUCUCAAUCAACAACAAAAAAGAAAAGUAAAGUGCUGUCGUGGAGAACCUGCAAGGUCAAAAUGGGCAAAAUUGGCAUACAAUAAUAAAACAUUACUGAAUGGGACACUCUCGGCAUCAGUACCACUACAGCUUAAUGCAGUGGUUCCGGUGCAAGGAUCCUGUCCCUGCAGUCUAAUCAAGGGAAAUAUAAUGCAAAAUUUACAUUGCUUCCUGAGGCCACCACUAGUGGCUGUCAUUCAUACAGACACUAGAGGGGCCUCCCGGGGGAAUCUUUGAGUCAAUGCAUCUAUAUAAGGAGAUGCAUUGCCACACAUACACAGUAUCCCGACAAUGCUUCCCUGUGGAGCGGUGUUAUAUUGGAUGAGAUCAUCAGUAAUGAUGAUCUCAGCCAGAGACAGAGCUGUAGCCACGGGAUAUAACUUAAGCAAAUCUGCAUAUUUUAUUACUUCUGGGAGGAGGCAUAAAACUAAAUGGGUAGUAUAAUACUCUAAUCUUAGGAAGAUAUUUUUGUAUUUCUUUAAAAAGUGUUUAAAAAAAAUACAUUACACAACUUGCAGUAUGGGCGUCUCUCUCUUUAUUGUUAUUAUUUUGGUCUUUCUAGAUCCCAUACCAAUAACUCAAUAACCUAAGUCGAUCAUUUAAUACUUAUCAUUGAUGACUUAUUUAGAGCUGAUUUACUUUCCACCAUAAGUCCAUAGAUAUCAAGUGAGUAGGUGGUGCCUUUGCACAGCAGUAGGAUAUUUUGUGUUGAAUAUAGAAAUAUUGUAUUGUGAAUUAUUUAUUAAUUGUCACUGUUUCUAAGUGUUAUUAUUUAGGAGCCACCACUGAUGCGGCUACAAAGAUCCUAAAUGAAGUUACCCGGCCUAUGAGUGCUCACAUACCAGUUGACAAAAUCUGUGAAAGACUCCGGAAAACAGACAUUCAGAUCUGUGAGCUGAAAUAUGGUAUGUUGCUAGUAAUAUUCAAAACAACUUUGGGGGGUUCAGGAAGCCCACUCAAACUAAAAAAAAAGCAAAGAAAUAUUCUGUGCACAAAAAUGUUUUAUAGUUACUACUUCUUCCUCUUAGUACUGUCCAAUCUAAGCCAACCCUGCGGUUUCACAUCCUACACACACCUGGGAUCAGUGGUGUAUUCUAGUUUUGUGCUGCCCUGGGCAUGACAAAGAUCGGGCACACCCCCCCCCUUUCCAAAUUUCUCUGUCUGAGAGACAAACGCCCUCACUGAUGCAUGCACUGACAUAAAUUCACUGACAAAUACAGUCAUUGUCACACACACUGUAUAACCAACACACACAUUCACAGACAUACACACUCACUUAUUCACUGCUACACACACACACACACACACACACACACUUAUAUUCACCGAAACACACAUUCACCAACAGACACAGAUACACACCGACAGACACGCAUUCACACUCACUGACAGACACUGACAGAAAUGCAUACACACUCACUGACAGACACACACUGACAGAAAUGUAUACACACUCACUGACAGAUUCACAUUCACUCAGUGUCAGACACACACACUGAGACACACAUAUACUAACUGACAGAUACACACUGACAAACACACAUAUACACUCACUGACAGACAUAUAUACACUCAGUGUCAGAGAAACACAUUCACUGACAGACACACACUGACAAACAUACACAUUCACUGACAGACACACACUCUCAGUGACAAACACAUAUACACGCUCACUGACAAAAAAACCUACACUCUCACUGACAAACACAACUACACACUCACUGACAAAAACAUAUACACUCUCAGUAACAGACACACACACACAAUUUUUUAUUUUUAAAGUUUAAUCCACGCAGCCACCCUACCUUUGGGAGUGCUGGAGUGGAUUCUUCCCUGGGGUCCAGUGGGCCUGGCUGCAGAUAGGCGGGCAGGCACAGUGGAGGUGGGCGGCGAUGGAGCACUGAUCUUCCUGCUCAGUUCCCUCGUGUGCCUCUCAGGGAUGCCAGGGCCGGAGUUAUUCAAGGGACAAGGGAACUGAGGAGGGGAGAGUGCUCCCUCAGCGCCUGCCUCAAUUAUCAGCGCAUGCCAGCCUGGGGGGCUAUGGCGUUGGGGGCCGGCUUGCUUAGCCAGGAUAUGUCCAUCCAUGAGAUGUCCCCAGGUUCUGCUUGCAAACAAUUAUCAGCUCAGAUUUUAUUAAGCAAAACCUGCUGAAAAUGAUGUGUACUUGCAAGUUGAUGCCCAGGGAUUAUGAUGAGAAACUUACAGAGCUGCGCACAGGGGUUAGUCUGUAAACCGUGAACUGUCAGGCAUUUAUGAAGGACUUUCUAAUUUUACAUCAAAAUAACACAUUUGAAAACAUUCUACAAUUGUAUUCCACAUAGUCUAAUUUGGCCUAUAUAUUGCCAUACCUUGUUUUAUUCCCAACAAAUCCCAGGUUAGUGAAUAGCCAUUUACGUUCCUGUUUUCUCAAAUCCAUCUGCAUACGUAAAGCCCCCAUCAAAGUUAUGGCAAAUAUUAAGUUGUGAGAGAGUUAUGAAAGAAAACAGGCACCAAUUAUAGAAAUAUGAGCUUAAAAAGGAUACACAUUUGAACACGAGUUUGAUGUAAGAUAUGGUUUCAAAAGUUUAAACUUUUGCUUCUUUCUGGUGCUAUCUUUCCCUUUUGUGUCUGUAGAUGUGUUCACAGUUUUGACAACAUAUUCAUAGUUAGGUCCAGACUGGGCAUCGGGAAAAUGCCAGUAGGUCGCAAUGGCUGUGGGCCGAGGCUGGCAGGGAAGAUCAAAGGAUCAAAUGCAGCAGGGACCAGAGUGAAAGCUACCGGGGAAAAUUUGCCAGAAGCUCUAAUUUUGUCAGAGCAUUACAAUGGUAACCUGCGGUGAUGCUCUGAAAAAUUGACACUUGCAAGAGGGAGAGACAUGGUCUGUACCACAUAACUAGCCCAUUGGAACCAUUGGAACCAGGAAUCAGUGUGCUCCUUGUCCCCCUGCAAUGUAAUAAGAGGGAGGGGGUAGUAAAUGUGUGUAUUUAAAAAAAUAAUAAUUACAUUGGUAGACUAAUUAUUUAAGCCCUUAUCAUAUGCCUUAUAUACACACUACACCCCAUGCACUUACAUACAAACACACUACAAACACUCUAAGCCCCCUACAUCCACACUUCACCCCAUGCACUUACCCACAAAUAUGCUACACACACACACACACACUCUAAGCCCCUAUAUAUAAAUGUGACGGACCGCCGGCACUCCAACCGAGUACCUCCGCCAGUCGAUGCUCCUAGUGCUUUCCGAGGGCUCCAAGCACUCCACCAGACACCAUAAGUACUGCAGACCCCACUUCCAGCGAUGCAGCUGUGCCGGGGUCUCACCGUCCUUCACCCACCCUGGACCCAAGACCAAGGUCCAGCUUCUAGUGGGCAGACCUCUCCUCAUCUGGAGAGCGUAGCAGGAACAAGCUCUUACAAGACCAAGUGAUUAUAUCCUGGGGAGUAUAGUGAUUAUAGCAAUCCCCAGAGUGUAGCUUUCCAAUCUCCCAAACAUGACCCAAGACUUCAUGAAGGGGUAAGCAGGUCUGCUUAACCCCUUAAGGACACAUGACUUGUGACAUGUCACGGUUCCCUUUUAUUCCAGAAGUUUGGUCCUUAAGGGGUUAAUGCAAGCCAGCACUUACAAUUUAUAUAGUUUUCCCCACAAGGUUACCACCCAGUGGUAAGACAAUAAAACACAGUUUUCCAUUCAGUCAUUCCCAUACAGUGUACACAAUCCCUCCCCUCUGCCUGUGAUAUAAUUAAUGAAAACAAUGGACUAACUCAAUUAACUCUAAGCAGAAAAAAAUUUUUUUUACAAACCCCAAAAAGUACCCCAAAAUACAACAUAUCACAUCCCCUGACAGUCCCGAUCUGGGUAAACAACAUAUCCAAAAAUCCCCCAGAUCGGUUCAGGGGUUCAGGAAUUUCCUGGAAGUCUUAUUUUUGCCCCACCAUGCACAUGGUCCCAUGCCCAAAACAGUUCCAUACACUCGACGACAAAACACUGCUGGACAAUUUAAGAUGGCGCCGCCACAUGUUUUAAUCUGUUCCAGUUAAAAGUUCAAGGGGCAGAAACAGUACUUUUGGACAUGGGUUAUCACAGGGCCCAUAGUCCCAGAGUAGGAGGCUGGGAAACAGGCCCCUCCAAAAACCAGUGGCGAAGUUGCUUUUGUCACAAUAAACAUAGAAACAUAGAAUGAGACAGCAGAUAAGAACCAUUUGGCCUAUCUAGUCUGCCCAAUUUUCGAAAUACUUUUAAAUAGUCCCUGGCCUUAUCUUAGUCUAGGAUAGCCUUAUGCCUAUCCCACUCAUGCUUAAGCUCCUUUACUGUGUUUACCUCUACCACUUCAGCUCGAAGGCUAUUCCAUGCAUCCACUACCCUCUCUGUAAAGUAAUACUUCCUGAUAUUAUUUAGAAACCAUUGCCACUCUAAUUUAAGACUAUGUCCUCUUGUUGCUAGUUGUUGCUAGUUUUUCUUCUUUUAACUAUAUUCUCCUCUUUUUUUUUUUUUUACUGUGUUGAUUUAUGCUAGCAUUUCCUGCUGCUCUAUUACAUUGUCUGCCUGCCUUUAGGCCAUUACUCCUAAAUCCCUUUCCUCAGAUGUUGAGGUUAGUAGGGUAUCAAAUAUUCUAUACUCUUCCCUUGGGUUUUUACACCCAUUAUGCAUUAUCUUACACUUACCCACAUUAAAUGUCAGUUGCCACAAAUUUUAGUAUCAUUUCUGCAAUAUCACCAAUAAAAAUAUUAAAGAGAAUGGCUACGAGUACAGAUCACUAGGUAUGUGCAUGGGGAAAAUUUUCGGCAUUUUGGAAUUUCAGGACUUCGGCACUUCUCUUGCAGCCCCUUAGUAGAUAACUCCCUAAUUCCUACGGUAUUAGGGAGUUAUCUACCAAAAGGCUGAAAGACCUGUGGGGCUAGAGUUCACUCUCGCGUGAUUUAAGCGUUGCCGUGGCAAUACUCAUAUCUCGCGAGAGGAACCCGGCGGAGCUACUGGCAAGAGCUCCGCCGGUCCUCUCCUGCCUCCCUCCCUGCAUGUGGGUCGGUGGGGAGGGAGGCUGAAAGCAGAGCCGGCGCUCGGAUAGCGCCGGCUUUGCAUGAGCCAACAGGGGAGAUCCUGAGAUCUCCCCUGCCGGUCUCAAUAUACAUAGGCGUGCCGCGGGGAUUAGGGUGUGCCCAGGCACACCCGGCACACCCCGUGCGUACGCCUAUGUCCAUUGAUAGCCUUGGUAGAUAUGCACAUAUAUGGUUAAAGGUAAAUGCUGUUAAGAUUUUGCUAUAGCAAUGCUGUAGCAUACAUAAACAUCAAAUUUGUCAUAUUCACAGUGGCAGGUCACUAACUGUCACCUUCUCUCCUGACUCCAACUGAUUCUCUCAUUUUAGUAUUUUUUUGCCACCUGGGAUAAUGAUGCCAUGCAAAUAUAAGAAAUAAAUAAACUCAAACGACGUUGAUGAAGCACUUUAAUUUUACAUUUAUCUUGUUUAUACAGAGAAACAAUUGGACCUGGAGUCAAUGGACCUGGCUAAGAUGAAAGUGGCAGAACUUAGGAAGAUACUAGAUGGAUGGGGUGAGACAUGUCGAGCCUGCAUUGAAAAAACAGACUUUGUGGAGCUUAUAAAAGAGUUGGCCCCGAAAUAUACAGCGGGAAGCCAGAAGGCGGAUCUUUAACAAUGUGCCAGCCUACUGCAGAAUGAAUUGUCAUUAUGAAGUGUACUUCCAGAGCUUGAAGAAUUUCUAAAAUAUUCACAAAAUAAACUGAAUGUAACGAUAGACUGUGCCAAAUAAAGUUGAAACAAUAUGAUGGAAUUAUCACAUUUUUCCCCAGGAAGUCUACACUGGAUAUUUUAUAGUAAAAUGUACUUUUCUUUAGUAAUGCUUAUUAAACGUGGCAUGCUAUUAAAACUUGACAUGAGAAGUCCCUGGGAUGUAAGGGGAAGCUUGGUUAAAACAUUUACUCUCAAGUAACCAUAUAAUUGAGGACACUAAUAAUAUAUUGCUGGUUGCAAUCUUAGCAACAACAAACUGCAUUCAACUAACCUAAUUGUAUAUUCCGUCCCCCUAAAUACAGUAUUACGCACUUGUCACCAGUUCUGCCCCCUCAAAGAGCCAGUGGUCACCAACUUAAUGAAUGCUAUAGUGAUCCUCACCACCAAGUGCAAUUACAGAAGAAUCCUGAGCACUCUCGACACUUGUAGUGAUCAGCACCUCACAACAUAAAGAUUUAAGAGGUAAGCCAUCUCUCCAGCACAAUAAAACUCAAAAUAAAUUAUAUUCCUGCCUCUCCACCUAGGUUGGCAUCAAGGUGUGCCUAUAAUCAUUACCUAAAAGCCCUGUAAAAG
This is a messenger RNA of Pelobates cultripes (western spadefoot toad), 31846 nucleotides long. The record is from the annotation of a GenBank genome assembly. Lineage: Eukaryota; Metazoa; Chordata; Amphibia; Anura; Pelobatidae.